AUUUGGACCGUCAAUCGGACGCAAUGGUGCGAAGGAAGCUCCAUGAGCUGAGCGUCCUGAGCUUCAACCUCCUGGCGCCAUGCUACUUCCGCCAUGGAGGCCGGCUCGAGGCCACGGACGCGUCGCUGUACAUGCGCCGGCUAGAGGCGCUCGUGUCGCCCAUGAAGGCGGAGAAGUCGAGCAUUCUCUGCCUCCAAGAGUACUAUUUUGACGAGCGGUACAUGAAGCGCUUUGAGAGCCACUUUCCGGGCUUCACGUGCCAUCUCGCCAAGCGGCCAGGGCUCAAGGAAGACGGCCUCGCUAUCUUUCUGGACAGCAGCAAGCUCACGCUCCACAACUACACGCAGCUCGACUUUGACAAGGCUGGCGAGCGCGUCGCGAUGCUCAUGCACCUCUCGAUUCCGCCGACGCUCCUCGAGACGCACACGCACUCGUUCAUGGAGCGGUCGUUCCUGCUCGUCAACACGCAUCUGACAUUCCCGCACAGCGACAUCAACCGCGUCAUGCGCAUGUCCCAGAUCCAGACGAUGCUCCGCGCGGUCCACGCGUACCAGGCCAAGGAGCAUUUGCAGAACUGCCCGGUCGUCAUGUGUGGCGAUUUCAACGACAUUUACGACCCCGUGCACAACCUCGUGCUCGAGCACGGGUUCCGGUCCGUCUUCUCGGACGUCCAUGGCCGCGAAGCCAAGAUCACACACUGCAACCACAACAACAGCGAGGUGGGCGUCGACUUUAUUUUUGCUCGAAUCCGUUCAAAGCAUUCCAGCCGAUCCCAGAGGCCGACCACCCGUUUCUCCAAGGCGAGAAGCGCCUCGUCUUCAAGCCCACGGGCUGCGACCUACUGCCGCGCGGCCUCCCGGACACGACGCGCCUGAAACGACCCGAGUUUAUCCAAGGCGAGCCAUGGGCCGAGCACGAGUGGGGCGUGCCCCGGCCGC
Molecule: messenger RNA, 938 nt
Organism: Saprolegnia parasitica CBS 223.65
Lineage: Eukaryota; Oomycota; Saprolegniomycetes; Saprolegniales; Saprolegniaceae
Exons: 4
Coding region: 24-875 (283 amino acids)
Molecular function (GO): 3'-5'-RNA exonuclease activity
Source: RefSeq, a predicted model, not a curated record